Molecule: messenger RNA, 1158 nt
Organism: Phaeoacremonium minimum UCRPA7
Lineage: Eukaryota; Fungi; Ascomycota; Sordariomycetes; Togniniales; Togniniaceae
Product: putative alkanesulfonate monooxygenase protein
Exons: 1
Coding region: 1-1158 (385 amino acids)
Molecular function (GO): oxidoreductase activity, acting on paired donors, with incorporation or reduction of molecular oxygen
Source: RefSeq, a predicted model, not a curated record
AUGCCGGUCGAGUUUAUCAGUCUCGUUUUCCCCAACCAAACCAACGAGCUCAAUCCGGGCUUGGGCUCGUCCAUCGACCCGGACUUCCUGACGCGAUAUGCUCGGACACUGGAUGACUAUGGCUUUCAAUACACCCUCCUACCUUAUGACUCCGGAGGCUUCGAUCCUUGGACCCAAGGGGCUACAGUUGCCGCCGUGACCAAAAACCUCAAGGUCAUCAUCGCUCUGCGACCAAACACAGUCUAUCCUACUGUCGCUGCGAGGGCGCUUGCGACGCUAGACCAGCUAAGCCGUGGCCGUGCCGUGGUACACUUCAUCGCUGGUGGCACUGAUGAGGAGCAAGCACGCGAGGGCGAUUUUUUGACUAAGAAUGAGCGGUACAGCCGUCUUGAGGAGUAUAUUCGCAUUCUCCGCCGCGCCUGGUCCUCCGCCGCGCCAUUUGACUGGGAUGGUAAGUACUAUCAGUUCAAGGGCUACGCCAAUCGCGUACGACCGGUCAACGGCACCAUUCCCGUCUCCGUCGGCGGCUCGUCCCCGGAGGCGUAUCGUGUAGGCGGCUCGCUUGCUGAUAUCUUCGGUCUCUGGGGCGAGCCGCUCAAAGAGACGAAGGAGCAAAUCGACCGUAUUUACGCCGAGGCGGAGAAGGCCGGCCGUAAAGACCGGCCUAGAAUCUGGGUCACCUUCCGGCCUAUUGUAGCCGAGACAGAAGAGCUGGCCUGGGCGAAGGCGCACAGGAUUUUGGAACAACUGAACCGCAACUCGGAGGCGUUCAAGAAAGCUUUGCCUAACUUUGCUGGUCGCGAUGGAAAGCCUCAGAAUACCGGCUCCCAGCGGCUUCUAGAGAUCGCCAAACGGGGUGAUGUCCAAGAUCGUGCCUUGUGGUAUCCCACUGUCACCGCCACCAAUGCCCGCGGCGCCUCCACUGCCCUUGUCGGUUCGCCUCAGACGCUGGCAGACUCCAUUCUUGACUAUGUCGACCUCGGAGCCGAGCUCAUCUCGAUCCGUGGAUACGACAACUACAACGAUGUAGUUGAUUACGGACGGUAUAUCCUUCCUCUUGUACGAGAGGGACUGAAGGCGCGUGAGAACGGAUCAAGGCAAUUUGACGCUGCUAGUACCACAGCACCGGCACAAGAAGUUCCUGCUGAUGGCUCGUAA